AUGAGCGACUUUGGAGCCCUACUUAGAAGAAACCAGUUCAUCCUCCUCGUGCUUUUUCUUUUGCAAAUUCAGAGUCUUGGUCUGGACAUCGAUAGUCGUCCUGCCACUGAAGUCUGUGCCACACACACAAUUUCACCAGGACCCAAAGGAGAUGAUGGUGAAAAAGGAGACCCCGGAGAGGAAGGAAAGCACGGCAAAGUGGGGCGCAUGGGUCCGAAAGGAAUUAAGGGAGAGCUGGGAGAUAUAGGAGAUCAAGGCCACCUUGGCAAGAUGGGGCCCAUUGGCAAGAAGGGUGACAAAGGGGAGAAAGGUUUGCCUGGGAUCCCUGGAGGGAAAGGCAAAGCAGGCACUGUCUGUGAUUGUGGAAGGUACCGGAAAGUAGUUGGACAACUGGAUAUUAGUGUUGCCCGCCUCAAGACAUCUAUGAAGUUCGUCAAAAAUGUCAUAGCAGGGAUUAGGGAAACGGAAGAGAAAUUCUACUACAUCGUGCAGGAGGAGAAGAACUACCGGGAGUCCCUGAGUCACUGCCGGAUCCGCGGCGGGAAGCUCGCCAUGCCCAAGGAUCAGGCCUCCAACGAGCUCCUCGCUGAUUACGUGGCCCAGAGCGGCUUCUUCCGGGUCUUCAUCGGGGUGAACGACCUUGAGAAGGAGGGACAAUACGUGUUUACAGACAAUAGCCCACUGCAGAACUACAGCAACUGGAGGGAGGGGGAGCCCAGUGACCCCUACGGCCAUGAGGACUGCGUGGAGAUGCUGCGCUCGGGCCGGUGGAAUGACACCGAGUGUCACCUGACCAUGUACUUUGUCUGUGAGUUUGUCAAGAAGAAAAAGUAG
Molecule: messenger RNA, 834 nt
Organism: Condylura cristata (star-nosed mole)
Lineage: Eukaryota; Metazoa; Chordata; Mammalia; Eulipotyphla; Talpidae
Gene: COLEC10
Product: collectin sub-family member 10 (C-type lectin)
Exons: 6
Coding region: 1-834 (277 amino acids)
Source: RefSeq, a predicted model, not a curated record